Molecule: messenger RNA, 843 nt
Organism: Helobdella robusta
Lineage: Eukaryota; Metazoa; Annelida; Clitellata; Rhynchobdellida; Glossiphoniidae
Exons: 3
Coding region: 1-843 (280 amino acids)
Source: RefSeq, a predicted model, not a curated record
AUGGGUGAGGAAGUGAUCCUACGACGAGAAGAGGAUUCCAUCAGCAAUUCUGUCCUUCUCCUCAAUCCCUCUCAGACCAUUCCGACCCGAUGCCAAAUCGAUUAUUGGAAUUUUUACGCGAAAACAACCUCGGUAAAGCACUCGGUCUAUCUGCAGAUAUGGCGUCCUACCAAAUUAACUCUUCAGUAUUAUUACUCCGAACGGCAGAACCAAUUGAAACAUCAACAGCAGACACAAAACCGACAAAAACCGUCUCCGAAACCGUCGAAACCGCUUCGCAACAAUCAAUCCGGUAAACAACGCAUUCCUUCAGAGACAACGUCAUUUCCGGCCUUUUCAAAAACAUCACCAACACCAUCGUCAUUAUCGGUGUCGUCGUCAUCAUCGCCAUCCUCAUUGACCUAUAAGCUGGUCAGCCAAACGUUCGUGCACCCGGAAAAACUUCGAAAUCACGAGGUCCGCAUCGAGCCUCCAAUCAAUGUCGAGAAAGGUGACGUCAUCGGCAUUUACUUCCCCGGCUACAAUCCUAUUGGUUGGUCAAUUGUGCCUUGCUCCAACAACUACUUACAACGAUAUCGAAUACAGAAAUUCGGUUCUAAACCGAUCAACAUGUCAACUGGUCAAGAAUUUGAAUUUUUUUCGUCUGCUUAUUAUUUCAAUUUUUCCGCCAAUUUCGAAAGAUCUCUGGUAGGAGAAUGUCGUGCGUAUAGCGUCAUGGCACUUUUUAGAUUUCUGUCCGAUUUUUGUUUUCUUUUAUUUACUGACCAGCGUCCGUGCCGUCCAUUCAUUCUCUCUAACACCAUCGACACUGUUUGCUCACUGUCAACGACAAUGAACACAUAA